Protopolystoma xenopodis is the source of this 630-nucleotide messenger RNA. Lineage: Eukaryota; Metazoa; Platyhelminthes; Monogenea; Polystomatidea; Polystomatidae. The record is from the annotation of a GenBank genome assembly.
AUGAGGGGAUAGCGUAAAUUGACCAUUCGGAUAACUGAGCUGGAAGACAUCUCAGAGCGCGAGCGAAUGAGGGCAGCCAAUCUGGAGAAGACCAAGAACAAGUUGACAAUUGAUAUUAAAGAACUACAGGUCGAAGUGGACAAUCUGUCCAAUGCGAAUGCCGAGUUGGCCAGACGAGCCAAGGCAGCGGAACAACUGGCCGCAGAACUGCAACAUCGUAACGACGAGCUCAUCAUUGAAGUGAACAACCUUAGCAGUGCAAAUUCACAGCUUGCCGCGGAUAAUAUGCGCCUUAAAGGACAGGUGAACGAUUUGUCCGACAAAAACAACAAUUUGGAUCGAGAAAAUCGUCAAUUAUCUGAACAAUUAAAGGAAACCAAGAAUGCCCUUCGGGAUGCCAACCGUCGUCUGACUGACUUGGAAGCCCUGCGCUCUCAGCUCGAAGCUGAGCGUGACAAUCUGGCCGCCGCUCUCCACGAUGCUGAAGAGGCGCUGCGCGAUACCGAGCAAAAGUACCAAUCAGCACAAACUGCGCUCAGCCACCUACGCUCGGAGAUGGAACAAAGACUGCGCGAAAAGGAUGAUGAACUUGAGAGCCUUCGGAGGGAACUAAGAACAUUUCCUCCAUAG